AUUCGCGUGAUAGUAGAAGUAUUAUGCAUCCAUUUGGUGGGAGAAGUACAUGAAAGGACGAAUGCAAUAGGUGGAGUUUAAAGAGGGGUAGGGCUACUCAUUCGGUAGCAAAUGCUGGUAACCCGUCGCAAGGUCAAGAUCAGUCGGCUAAUCCUUUUCAGUCAGCCAAGGGCCUUGCACCUUGGAGUCACGAAAUACUUUCUGAAUCGUAUUAAUAAAUACGUACACCAAAUUUUUACGAAGAUAAUUAUUGUAGAUAAAGUGCGUUUAGUGAUCGUUCAAAAAAUUUAACAAUUAUGAUUUAAUGAAUCUUUCUAAUGAAGUUUUAUUCAAAAAAUCUAAACCAUGGAAACUUGCGUGUUGAUACCGAAGGAAUUUUCGCUAGCAUUAGCAACUGAUCAUAAUACUUGUCCUGAACUCUUUAAAAAUGAUUCUAGAUCAUUUACAGCUGAUGUCAGAAUUUCAGUAUGGUCUAAUGUCUUUAUACCAUCCGGAACACUAAUUUAUCCUUUUCAAGGAUCUAUCAGAUUCGACAAAAUUGAUCUCUACUCCCUUCUCGAUGAUAAUGAUAUCAGACGCGAAUACGGUUGUUACGAUGAAGUAUCAUUUUCAAACUAUAAUCUUAACAAACGUCAAUGCAAUUGGAUCCGAUUUUUACGUAUUGUACAAAGUUAUAAUGAUCAAGUUAAUCUUAUUGGUACUAAAGUUAAGGGUGAUCCAAUAUUUGAAGUUAUUAAAGACGUUGAACCGGAUUCAGAGCUUAUUGCAUGGUUCUUACCAGCAUCUCAUGAAGACCUCGUCUUCAUAUCGCGUGACUUCUGCUCGCGUUCUGCAAUCUACAGGUGCACUAUCGACUCGAUUCUUGCCGAUUCACCUUUAGAUCUUUCGAAAACAUUACUGUCACAUCAAUCAUCCCCAAUCACAACUUCAUACUAUGAACCAGAUGAAUAUGAGUCAACAUCUGAAGAAUCAUCUUCAUCUACUUUAUCAAUGACUAGUGAUCAUUUGGACUGCAGUAUUUUAACAACAAUAAAAAGGGGAGAACGUGUCCUUCUUCCUUGUGAAGUCUGUGGCAAGUCAUUUGAUCGACCAUCUUUACUGAAACGUCAUAUGAGAACUCAUACUGGAGAGAAACCACACAUUUGCAUGGUUUGCAACAAAGGAUUUUCGACUUCAAGUUCACUUAAUACUCACAAACGAAUUCAUAGCGGCGAAAAACCCCAUCAAUGCCUUGUAUGUGGAAAAAAAUUCACUGCCUCAUCUAAUCUGUACUACCAUCGGAUGACUCAUAUCAAGGAAAAACCGCACAAAUGUUCCCAAUGUUCCAAAUCAUUUCCAACACCAGGAGACUUAAAAAGCCAUAUGUAUGUCCACAAUGGGCUUUGGCCUUUUAGGUGUCAUAUUUGCAAUCGUGGAUUCAGUAAGCCAACGAAUCUCAAAAAUCACAUGCUUCUGCACCUUGGAAGAUGCUCAAAUAAAAAAUUUAUUAAGGCUGAUUUAUAAAUGUACUAUAAUAUUGAAUGAAGUAGAAUUUUUUAAAUUUAUUAAGUAGUU
Microplitis demolitor is the source of this 1554-nucleotide messenger RNA. Its product is annotated as zinc finger protein 415. The transcript has 6 exons. The record is from RefSeq and is a predicted model, not a curated record. The coding region runs from base 346 to 1503 and encodes 385 amino acids. Gene Ontology annotation, cellular component: nucleus. NCBI's taxonomy places the organism in Eukaryota, Metazoa, Arthropoda, Insecta, Hymenoptera, Braconidae.